AUGCAGAGAGAAGAAGUACGAUUACUACAACCUGCCGAAAACCUCCGUUGUGAUAGCUUUUUAUAAUGAGGCUUGGUCAACACUUCUGCGAACUGUUCAUAGUGUUCUUGAGACAUCUCCAGAUAUACUUUUGGAAGAAAUUAUCCUUGUAGAUGAUUACAGUGACAAAGAACAUUUAAAGGAGGCUUUGGAAAACUACGUGGCUGGCUUACGCAAGGUUCGUCUCAUCCGUGCAAAUAAGCGCGAGGGGCUGGUUCGAGCCCGGCUGCUGGGGGCGUCUGUGGCGAAAGGCGACAUCCUGACGUUCCUGGACUGCCACUGCGAAUGCCACGAGGGAUGGCUGGAGCCGCUGCUGGCGAGGAUUGCAGAAGAAGAAUCAGCUGUCGUCUGCCCUGUUAUUGAUGUUAUUGACUGGAAUACAUUUGAGUACUUGGGAAAUGCUGGUGAGCCACAGAUUGGUGGAUUUGACUGGAGGCUGGUCUUCACUUGGCAUAGUACCCCUGAAAGAGAACAAAAACGGAGGAAGUCCAAGACCGAUGUCAUCAGGUCUCCGACCAUGGCAGGUGGAUUGUUUUCUGUGAGCAAGAAGUAUUUUGAUUAUCUUGGUUCAUAUGACACGGGAAUGGAAGUCUGGGGAGGAGAAAACCUUGAAUUUUCAUUUAGGAUAUGGCAGUGUGGAGGAAGUCUUGAGAUCCACCCAUGCUCACACGUAGGUCACGUUUUCCCCAAACAAGCUCCGUACUCACGGUCGAAAGCUUUAGCAAACAGUGUGCGUGCAGCUGAAGUGUGGAUGGAUGAAUAUAAAGAACUUUAUUACCACCGAAACCCACACGCUCGCCUGGAACCAUAUGGGGAUGUCACAGAAAGGAGACUUCUUCGAGAGAAGCUGAAAUGUAAGGACUUCAAAUGGUUCUUGGAGAACGUGUACCCAGAGCUCCAUGUACCUGAGGACAGACCGGGCUUCUUUGGAAUGCUGAAGAAUAGAGGAAUGGCAAACUUCUGUUUUGAUUAUAACCCUACAAAUGAACAUCAAGUCACUGGACAGAGGAUCAUACUGUACCCAUGUCAUGGCAUGGGACAAAAUCAGUUUUUUGAGUACACAUCCCAUUAUGAAAUACGUUACAACACCCGACAGCCAGAAGUCUGUGCAGCAGUUGAUUCAGGGACUGACUACUUGACAAUGUACUUGUGUCAAGAAAACAUCCACAAUAUUCCUGAAAACCAGAAGUUCGUUUUCAGAGAGGACGGUACUUUGUUUCAUCUACACACCCAGAAGUGCAUACAAGCAGAGUCAAACGCUUACAAUGGUAACCCAGCACCGUUAUUACGACCGUGUACCAACUCGGACUACCAAAAAUGGUUCUUCAAAGAAAGAAGUUGAUCCAGAUGUCAUCUAGGAUAUAGCCGAAUAUGAAAAUGUUUUCUUUCUAGUCAGCAGUUAGUCAGCCUUUUGAAAAUCACAAGUGAUUUAUUUUUGUAUGGAAAGAACUGUAAUUAGUUUACAAGCCUUCGAUGUUGUUUCUGGAGCAUUAAAAGGCACUAAGCAUUGAGCUACGUAAAGUAAGUGUGGUGGUUAUAUCAUGCCACAGAAUUUGUUCCUCUUUUCUCUUUAUUUGGCAGCUACAUGACUGCUUCUGAAGUGUCUUAGGUUCUUUUCACAGUGACAAUAUAUUUUUUUAAUCUACUGUGUGAAAGUA
Molecule: messenger RNA, 1697 nt
Organism: Balearica regulorum gibbericeps (East African grey crowned-crane)
Lineage: Eukaryota; Metazoa; Chordata; Aves; Gruiformes; Gruidae
Source: RefSeq, a predicted model, not a curated record